This is a messenger RNA of Chlamydomonas reinhardtii, 1928 nucleotides long. RefSeq lists its product as uncharacterized. The coding region runs from base 141 to 788 and encodes 215 amino acids. Gene Ontology annotation, molecular function: Hsp90 protein binding; protein-folding chaperone binding. Lineage: Eukaryota; Viridiplantae; Chlorophyta; Chlorophyceae; Chlamydomonadales; Chlamydomonadaceae. Gene Ontology annotation, biological process: chaperone-mediated protein complex assembly; protein folding. Gene Ontology annotation, cellular component: cytosol; nucleus. The record is from RefSeq and is a predicted model, not a curated record. The transcript has 2 exons.
GAGGCUUGCCGGCACCGGAAAAGUCCCGAAGAGUCGGGAUCGGCCGCAUGCCGCCUGUUAGCGCCAUAUAGCUCCAUUGGACCACCUCCCUUAGUUCUUUCUCCUUCAUCGUUUGCUUCGCUCUCUGUAUACGCACAAAAAUGCCUCUUACUCCCACCGUGUACUGGGCUCAACGCAGCGACAAGCUCUAUCUCACGAUAGACGUCCAGGACGUGAAGAAGCACGAAAUUAAGCUUGAGGACAGCAAGCUGUCGCUCAAAGGCUUCACGGGCGACGACGACGGCAAGGAGUAUGUGCUCGAGAUCGAGUUCUGCGAGACCGUGGAUGCCGAGAACCCGGAGAGCAAGGUCAGCGUAUCGCCUCGUAACAUCUUCGCGAUCAUUAUGAAGAAGGAUCUGGGGCACUGGCCGCGCCUCACGAAGGCGAAGCUUCCUCUCACGCACAUCAAGGCAGAUUGGGACAAGUGGGUGGACGAGGACGAGGAGGCUGAGAAGCCGGAGGCGGACUACAGCGGCAUGGACUUCAGCCAGCUCGGCGGCAUGGGAGGAAUGGGAGGAAUGGGCGGCAUGAUGGGCGGGAUGGGCGGGAUGGGAGGCAUGAUGGGCGGGAUGGGAGGUAUGGGCGGCAUGGCCGGCCUGGAGGGCAUGCUGGGCGGGAUGGGUGGCAUGGGCGGCAUGGGCGGGAUGGAUUUCUCGAAGUUUGACGGGGCGGAGGGUGAGGGCGAGGGUGAGGGCGAGGGCGAGGAGGACUCGGAUAACGAGGAGCUGCCCGACCUCGUCAAGCCCUAAGCUCGCCGCGGGCGGACAUGGAAGGAAGCCGCGUCGCGGCCGUCGCUGCGGAGGGCGGCACUGAUUGAAUGGAGGUGGUUGGCAAAGGAGAGACACCAAGCAGGUUAUCGUAGGGAGGGAAAGGGUGGUAAGGAGGACGGGAUGGGGAAGCAGGGCUGCGGAUAAUGCAGUGUUGCGCUCGGGCACUUGACGUCGGGCGUGCAUGUAGCCGUGGCUGGUUGUCACAUGGAGUUGUGUUUUGUUGGCCAGCACCAAAAGACUUGUGGAGCCGUUGAGCGCUUGUGUCCCCACUGGGCAUGACUGUUGAGCGUGUGUGGAGGUCAUGUGUCCAUGGCUCGAAGAGAUUUGAGGGCGUAGCCGUGGCAGUUCCCGGAUCUGAGUGACUGUGAACUCGCAGGAGCAGACACGCACACAUAGUUUAGCUAGCUGCGCCAAUGCUCAGGUGCGGCGAAGUCAACUCAUGCUGAUUGCAGGGUUGCUGUAGCGUUGGGUGGCAACAACGUGCAGGUUUCUUGCGGGCGGAGUGAGGGCUGCUGGUAGGAGCACCCUGAGUGAAGGCUGCUGGUAGGACCACCGUGAACGCACGGAGAGUGCGCGGGCCUAUGCAUGGCGGUUGCCGGUGUAUGUUGCCCGGUGUUGCCGGGCACACAUGUAACGGCAUGCACCAUGCUUGCUUUCAUACUCGUGCAGCAGUCAAGCUCCUGGUGGCAAACCAGCGGAAGAGGGGUCAGGGGCUCGGCACAGGUGGCAUGGAUGGUUGUCACGCCUCGCGCUCCGCCGUUGUCACUUUCACCGCGUUGACGAAAUGCCGAUAUGCACUUGUGCACGUCCUAAGGCAUGCGCUACGUAAGUUGACAAGGGUAAGCCCCGAUGUUGUACGGUACUUCAGCGCUGGCGGCACGCUGGGUCACUGGUGUCAAUGGUGGGCUACGGUAGGAUGGUAGGCGUCAAGGCGUGUAUGGUCUGAGCCGUCUGACACAAGCUUGCAGUAACAAGUUAACCACUAACGCACAACAGUGCAGGGACUGGCGCGGCUCCACACGGGGCAACGGGACAGGGCAGUAGGACUGUAGGACGUCGAAGCAAUACGGUAGCUCUAGAGAGCUUCACAGGGGAACUGACUUAAUCCUUUGUAAUUCU